AUGGAGAAUGACACCAACAAGGCGAAUGCGUACUUGGUCGCCGGCGAGUCGGCCAACGUCCCCGCUCCGAACGACCCUUCGGUCAACUCGAACUGGCUUGUUGAGCCUGUGCUUGUGAUCAACGGGAAGAAGGCUGGACAGCUGGCGGACCAGGUGUUCAGGAUCAACUCUAACGGUGGUCAGGCCCCGAACACCACGUGCACUCCGGGAACCGAUCUUCAGGUCAAGUCCACGUUGGACUUCUUGUUCUACGGUGGUGCUUGGGCGGAUACCAUCUUCUAA
Messenger RNA from Phanerochaete carnosa HHB-10118-sp, 282 nucleotides. RefSeq lists its product as uncharacterized. The record is from RefSeq and is a predicted model, not a curated record. Lineage: Eukaryota; Fungi; Basidiomycota; Agaricomycetes; Polyporales; Phanerochaetaceae. The coding region runs from base 1 to 282 and encodes 93 amino acids. The transcript has 3 exons.